CGCCCUCCGUCGCGUCGGAGGCCUCUGAAUGACACCACACUUCGCUCGAAUGGGAUUUCCACUCCACCCCGCCUCACAAAGGGCAAAGACAAAGUUCGCAGCAACGCCCUAACCUCCUCGCCUGGCAGCCUUCCCCACAACGAGUCUCUUGUCCCCAAUGGAACUCUAGCAGUCCGCCAUCAUCAAGAGCCUCUCGCAGAGAACAAGCGCGUCUCCGCCGUUUCAACCGAAGAGCAUCACAACAAGCGAGACUCCGAGAUCUCCAACGCAAGCACGAACGCGUCUGACUACAGCCGCCGUCGCAAGACACACAUUGGACCUUGGCAAUUAGGGAAAACAAUUGGUAAAGGCGGAUGCUCUAGGGUCCGGGUCGUGAGACAUUCUGUUACUCAACAGUAUGGAGCGGCCAAGAUCAUCUCGAAGGCCACAGCGGAGAAGGUGCGAGCAUUGAGCUUGGCCAAUCUUAUCAAGAGCGCUGAGACGGAGGCAUCGCUAUGGUCUGGCGGCAAGGUCAUCCCGUUCGGCCUCGAGCGAGAAAUUGUCAUCAUGAAGUUGCUGGAACAUCGCAACAUCGUCAAGCUAUAUGAUGUUUGGGAGAACCACAAUGAGUUGUAUCUGGUCAUGGAGUACGUCCAAGGUGGUGAGCUUUUCCACUAUAUCGAAGAACAAGGAGGCCUCCAGGAAAUCGAAGUAGUCCACCUCUUCCGACAGAUCAUUGCUGCCUUGCUCUACUGCCAUCGGCUUCACAUACACCAUCGAGAUCUGAAGCCUGAAAAUAUUCUUUUGGAUCGAACUACCUUUGAGAUAAAGCUAGUCGAUUUUGGAAUGGCAGCUUUGCAACCUGUAGGCCAGAAACUCAGCACUCCUUGCGGAAGUCCGCACUAUGCUGCACCAGAGGUUAUUCGAUUUAGAGCCUACGACGGAGGCAAGGCAGACGUCUGGAGCUGUGGCGUCAUAUUGUAUGUGAUGCUUACCGGCACUCCGCCAUUCAACUAUUCGGGCGACGAUCGCGACCUCAAGGAUCUUUUCAGAGCCAUUGCACUAGCCGACUACAUCAUGCCCGACAUGAUCUCGAAGGAAGCCCAGGAUCUGAUCGGCAAGAUUCUUGUCACUGAUCCCGAGCGACGCAUCAGCAUCAACGACAUAUGGGCGCACCCUUUCUUGCAUAAGUAUGACUCGCAGCUCAGUUUCCGGGGCGAGAAUUCCAAAAAGGAAACCUGGAUCGGACCGACACCUCGAGUCAACGAUUGGGAACCUCUUUCGAGGCGUGAUAUCGAUAGAGAAAUCUUCCGCAAUAUGCGGAUGCUCUGGCAUAGCGAGAAAGAGGAAGUCCUGGUGCAGAAGCUGUUGAACGAGGAUAACAACCACGAAAAGUACUUCUACACCGCUCUAGUGAAGCAUAGGGACGAGCAGUUGGAACACUACGUACCUAGUCCUGGCGGUGUUGGAUAUUCCGCGAGUGACUAUCAUCACAACAAACUUGCUCGAGAGGCCGCCUUGCGCCGCCUACCACCGAAGAACCAUCAGCGAUCGCAGUCACAAUAUUCUAUCCUGAACGAUGAGCAUCUGUAUUCAAAACACAGCUUCUACGAACCACCACCUUCGGAUGCUAGCUACGAUCCCUUCAGAGCCUCUCGGGAUCCGAUUGUCCACAACAAGGCUAACUACGUAAACGUUACCGUCCUGCGAGGAUCAUCGAAUGGAAGCCGUAAGCCUAAGCCUGGUACGGGCAUGAGCGAGCGCCAGAGAAGCUCAUUGAGAAUUCAAACUCUCAGGAACACUCGAGUGCGUAGCUCAGGCCUUUCAAGCGCGGUGUCAAGCAAGGGAGGAUCCCCUGCCACUCACCGAGCCAAUGCUUCAAAGCGGAGAUCCAUGUCCCGUGGAUCCAUGACGAGCUCUCUCUGGCCAAGCAGUCCGCCGGUAAUAGUAGCUGCGAGGCCCAGCAGCACGGUCAAGAGAGGUGUAAGCUUCACGCACUUACGACGAACUUCGACGGUCUCAGUGCUCAACGCAGAUGUUCAGUACACUCCCGAGCAACGCAAAUUCCUGAGUCGUCCACCGGAAGCAAGCACCACUUUAUCGGCCUCAUCUUCAAGGGCUACGGCUAGGCCAAAUCAAGCACCUAUAGCUCAUACGUCUAGAGCACCUACGAGCCCGAAGAUCCCACGUCUCAGGAUUCGGAAACCGGAGAGUCCGAGCAAAUACAUUCAGUCCGAGGCUCGCAAGGUCAGCACCGAGCUUGAGAAGGUCAUGGAGGAAGCGUUCAACCGUUCCUCGAUCAGCUCCAGCGUCAGAACAUCCAACACUGAUAGAAACCAUGAUCCAUUCGGGUUUGAUACACCGCCGACAUCGUUCUCCAACCAGUCAGGUGGGCUUUUCGCUACGCCGAAGGACAACUCUGUGAAGAAUCGGCCACUGCCUCCAUUGCCCAUCGAGACCCCCAACACUUUCCUACAGCGUGAGAUCGCGCAGACUCGGGACCGACUUGCAGCUCGAUUGGCAUCAGAGGAUGUUGACGACACCACUGCAUCUUUCAGUGAGGUCUUGGAGCAUCUUGAUCGUCUGCUGCAGCCCCACAACAACGCCAAGCGCACCUCUUCCGCUCCGCCAAAGUCGCCGGAGUAUCUUGGGUACCUACCCAUUAUCUCCGAGAGUCGGGCAGAGGAAGGAGAUGAGUACAAGCGUUCAGUGACGGAUCCCCUCAAAGGUAGACCUGCGUGGCAGAGCAGAGCCACCACAAACUACACUUCCACUAUUCGUGUCGUCAAUCCAGAUUCGCCGACUGCCGUCGCUCCUCUCAAUAUCCGCAAGAAGAGUGGCGCUAGCACCAAGUCGUCAGCUCCUUCACACGAUGCUAACGGUGAGAAAGCAGUGCGAUGGUCCGGCCCAACGCCGAUUCCCCGUGCAACCUCGCCUACACCCCCUCGUAAGGUAGCAGGCGAUGACAAGGACGCGACCAUUCGGUCUCUCACUAAGAAGCGAUCUUGGUUCCGGAGAGUUGUCAGCGAUAAGGGCGCUCAGGACCACGAUCAACAGGAACACGACACUCGUCUCAGAAUUCCUGAGGCAUGGCAGGGGCUCGAUGAUCGUAUCAAGAAUGUCCCAACCGAGCCUAUUCCUGUCACCAUCGAGCUGCCAAUGAAGCACACAAAGAAGCAAUCCGACACCAGCAGCGAGUUCCCUAUGCGCGACCGUGAGGAGAAGAAGCCUGGCAAGGUCGAUGGAAGCGGAGGUCGCCGCGGCUUCCUAGGCUUAUUCGGCAAGAAGCACAAGGAUGACAGGAACUCAGAUGGGUACAAAAUGGGCCCCGCAGCCGCUGACAGCAACUCACUCUUGGAGUCGAGCGGAUACGACCUCGCAUCUGACGACGGCAACCACUACCGCCCAGACUACCAGACCAAUUGGCUCUCUCGCUUCCUGCACAUUAAGCCUGCGAGCAAGACGCUCUGCUUCCACAUUGGACGCGGCCGUGCGCGUCAGGAGCUAGUGCGUCUGCUGCGUGAUUGGCAGCGUUUCGGCGUACGCGACGUCUUCUUUGACCGGAAGACUAACGUCGUCAAUGCGCGCGUUGAUAAGUCAAAUCACCUCAAGAUCAAGCCAGUUUCUCUCGUUAUCGAGCUCUUCGUCGUUCUCGAACACGGUCGUCGCGCCCAGCUUUGCAUCGCUCGUUUCACGCAGACCCGCGGCGCGGCAUCCAGUUUCCGCAAGGUCGUCGACAUUGUCGAGGAUGUGUUCAAGGCUAAGGGCAUUCUCAUUGAGGACGAGGAGAAGAAGAAUGCAAUGUCUGAAGUGCUG
Mytilinidion resinicola is the source of this 3795-nucleotide messenger RNA. RefSeq names its product Pkinase-domain-containing protein. The record is from RefSeq and is a predicted model, not a curated record. Gene Ontology annotation, biological process: protein phosphorylation; intracellular signal transduction. The annotation marks the transcript as partial. Gene Ontology annotation, molecular function: ATP binding; protein serine/threonine kinase activity. Gene Ontology annotation, cellular component: cytoplasm. Lineage: Eukaryota; Fungi; Ascomycota; Dothideomycetes; Mytilinidiales; Mytilinidiaceae. The transcript has 3 exons.